UAUAGUCCCGCCAACUUUAGGAACAUUUGGUUAGGCGUGAUACGUAUCCAAUGACCAAGAAGAGCAAGACCAUGGACGCGCCUGCGGGCGCCCGUGUGCUGCGUCCGGUGGCUCUGGAGCCAUGGCUGGCGUCUACACGUCGUCUGUUGUCUAUGGAGCAGCAGGAGGAGGUGCAGACCAUGCGGGACGAGCUGGCAACGCUCGACGACAACGAAAACCCGAACGUAUUGACACAUUUAACGCUGUCUCGCUGCUCCACGGGUCUGUUCGGACGCACACUGCUGCAAUUCUCAUUCCCAUCACUCAGUUUACGACAGGCAAAGCCGCAUCAAUUCACAGUGGGAGAUCUAGUGCAGAUCCGAGUACAAAAGAACACUCCAACGGGCGGCAAACUACCCACUGGAAUAGUCUCCCGUGUCGAGGAACGAGGCAUCUCUGUGGCUGUUAAUAGCGACCAAGAAGACGUGGACGAAGUGGAAUUAUUGGCUGCAACAGGCAUCACACUAGACCGACUAGUGAACAAUGCAACCUUCCUAAAACUGACUAGUGCACUGGACCAAAUGACCAAAUUUGAGUUCGGCGCUGCUCAAGCGGUAGUCGACGUGGUGUUUUCGGAGCGAGAACCCAGCUGGAACACACCGUUACCAGACAUCACACCCUUUAAUAAGGGUCUAAACGAGUCUCAAGUGGAGGCUAUCAGGCUUGCAUUGGCUUCUAAAGACUUGGCUUUAAUUCACGGUCCACCAGGAACAGGCAAGACGACGACAGUAGUGGAGUUUAUCCUGCAAGCAGUGACCAGAUUUGACUUAAAGGUGUUAGUCUGUGCUCCGUCGAAUAUUGCAGUGGAUAAUGUGCUGGAUAAGUUAGCGAGUACAUGCUCUACGCUUGGCAAGACGCUGAAACUUACACGAAUCGGACACCCGGCACGUGUGUUGCCGCAGAUACUGAAAUACUGUUUAGACGCCAAGAUUGAGAGUGCAGAAGGCACGGAAAUUGUCAAUGAUAUACGCCAAGAAAUGACUGCAAUGCAGAAAAAGCUACAGAAGACAAGAGAUAAGAGUUUACGGUACCAGUUACGACGCGAGAUGAAGACCAACCGCAAGGAGAUUCGAACUCGAGAGCAGAAAGUGGUGGGAGAUAUUGUACGACACAGUAACGUAGUGUUUGCGACCAAUGUCGGCGCAGCGUCGAAGCUGCUUAAGGACGUGACGUUUGACUUGGUUAUCAUUGAUGAAGCGGCUCAGGCACUCGAGGCGUCCUGCUGGAUUCCUAUACUAAAGGCGAAGCGCUGUGUAUUGGCCGGUGAUCACUUGCAGCUUCCUCCUACUAUUAAGUCCAAGACAGCAGCAGCUAAAGGACUAGAAGUGACGCUGUUCGAUCGGAUCGCGAGCUAUACGAACACUCAGAGUAUCGUAAAAAUGCUGGACACUCAGUACCGAAUGCACGAAGAUAUCAGCGAAUGGAGCUCCCAAGCGAUGUACAAGGGAGAGCUCAAGAGCUUUGAAGGGGUAGCGAAGCGUAAGCUGCACGAGUUGCCGCAUGUUUCGAUCUCUAAAGAGGACGAAUUGCUGAGUGCUACACUGUUGCUAUUGGACACGGCUGGCUGUGAGCUUGAGGAAGACUCGAAUGACGAUGAGACUGGUAGUAUGCAGCUGUCAAAGUCUAAUGAAGGAGAAGCUCGCGUCGUAGCGAGACAUGUGAGUGCUCUGCUAGAGGCAGGAUUAAAGGAAGAGGAAGUCGCUGUGAUCACGCCGUACAAUAAGCAGGUACAGACACUCAAGGCUCUGUUACUCGAGAGCCAUCCGAAGCUUGAGAUUCGAUCUGUAGAUGGCUUUCAGGGCUGCGAAAAGGAGGCAGUUGUGAUGAGUCUGGUGCGUUCCAACGCGUCGAGACAAGUGGGGUUUCUUGCUGACGACCGUCGCAUGAAUGUUGCCAUUACACGGGCGAAACGACAUGUUGCAGUGGUGUGUGACACUGAUACUAUCUCGUCGCACAAGUUUCUGGCUGUUCUGGUGAAACACUUUGAGAAGUUUGGUGAGUACAGAAGUGCACAAGAAUAUUUGGAUGAAGAUGUUGUGGAAGGAACGAUGGAUGAACAACUGGUCAUGUCGUUAAGCGUAGCUGCUAGUACUGCACCUACGACGUCCUCUUCAAAAUCUGCAGCAGAUACUAAGGCUACGAAAACCACGAAGCUCAAGCAGGUUAAAAAAUCUAACAAAGCACUGAAGGCAGCUGCUGGUGCGUCGAAGGUGGUUGAAGCGAAGAAAGCUGCGCCUAAUGACGAGAACCCACAGGCUAUGGAGGCUAAGGAAACCAUAGCUACUGUAACUCUUGACGAGGAAAAGGAGAAAGAUGAAGUGGAAGACAAACCUGUAGCAGUGAAGAGCGUGUUUCAGAUAAUGAAUUCUGAUAGUGACAGCUCCGACGACGAGAACGAGGAAGGUAAUAUCGACCCCGGUGAAGAAGGGUCAAGCAGUUUGACCGAAGAUCUGAAGGCUGCGAACUCUCUUUUAAAGGAUCUGCACAUGAGUCGACUGGCUCGUCAACCUCCACCAGCACCCACGUCAAGUAAGAAGAAGAAGAAAAAAGGUCAGCCUAAAACUGUCAAUACUGCACCAAUCGACGACCUGAAAGACGGCGAAGAUGAACUGGAAUUCCUCACUCGACAAGCGAACAAGAGCUCAAACUGCGCGUUCCAGAGCUCAAGUCGUUGCAAGAAGAAUACCACCAUGCUGGGCAGUGUCUGUAAGUUCUGCAAGCUCAAGUUCUGCUACGACCACGCGCUGCCUGAAGUUCACGGCUGUGGUGACGCUGUGCGCAAGUUCGAACGCGCCGCGUUCCAGCAGCAAAUGACGCGAUCAAGUGACGUGUCAAACAAGAAACUCACGGGUGACAAACGCAAACUGCUCAAGAAGAAACUGGACGAGAAAGUUUCUGCUAAAACAGCGAGUCGCACCACAAAAUCUAAGAAAAAAUAAGCUCCUGCAAGAGCUAGCGAGUCAUCUGUACAUUCAGCUAGCCGUCCGCUUAUAGGAAGUUACAUGCUGCUCACUAGUUUUUCGAUCGCAGCGUUCUCGUCUCCAUUAGCGGCUUGUAGUGCCGCCUUUGCCUUGUCCUGUAAGUAAAAAAGAAAAGUUAGCUUUUUUAAUAGAAAAAAACAGA
Molecule: messenger RNA, 3162 nt
Organism: Phytophthora nicotianae INRA-310
Lineage: Eukaryota; Oomycota; Peronosporomycetes; Peronosporales; Peronosporaceae
Exons: 1
Coding region: 51-2978 (975 amino acids)
Molecular function (GO): RNA binding; 5'-3' DNA helicase activity; ATP binding
Source: RefSeq, a predicted model, not a curated record